This is a messenger RNA of Emericellopsis cladophorae, 825 nucleotides long. RefSeq lists its product as uncharacterized. The transcript is spliced from 2 exons. Bases 1 to 825 code for a protein of 274 amino acids. The record is from RefSeq and is a predicted model, not a curated record. NCBI's taxonomy places the organism in Eukaryota, Fungi, Ascomycota, Sordariomycetes, Hypocreales, Bionectriaceae.
AUGACCGUCAAAGGCGAAGUGCGACUUGACUCGCUAGCCACCGAGGAGGACGGACAGGGAUCCUCCAGUGCAGAGACCCCCAAUGCAUUGGCAGGGGCUGAGACCAGCAAGGCCAACGCAGGCGUUGAGGUUGACGACGCAAUUACUGCGUUUCGAGCAGCUCAACGACUUGCAAGUGCCCCCUUCGCAAACUUGGGUAUCGCUGCAGGCCGGGCCGCUGCCGCACCCAGUGCCGCCGCCAUUGCCGUCGUCAGUAGAGUCACCAACGCCAUCGACAACAUCAUCGACAGUAUCAUCGACAACAUCAUCGACAGUAUCAUCGACAGUAUCGACAGUGUCAUCAACAACAUCGACAGUAUCAUCGACAGUAUCAUCGACAGUAUCAUCGACAGUAUCGACAGUGUCGUCGAUAGUAUCAUCGACAGUAUCGACAGUAUCAUCAACAGUAUCGACAGUAUCAUCGAUAGUAUCAUCGACAGUAUCGACAGUAUCAUCAACGGUAUCGACAGUAUCAUCGAUAGUAUCAUCGACAGUAUCGACAGUAUCAUCAACAGUAUCGACAGUAUCAUCGAUAGUAUCAUCGACAGUGUCAUCAAUAACAUCGACAGUAUCAUCGACAACAUCAUCGACAGUAUCAUCGACAGUAUCGACAGUGUCAUCAACAGUAUCGACAGUAUCAUCGACAACAUCAUCGACAGUAUCAUCGACAGUAUCAUCGACAGUAUCAUCGACAGUAUCAUCGACAGUAUCAUCGACAGUAUCAUCGACAGUAUCGACAGUGUCAUCGACUACAUCCGUCACAAUGGGUUGACAGCCGCUGAGUAG